CGGUUCUCUCUCGCUCGCGAGUGACGUUCAUAGCCGUAUCUUUGCAGGCGUUGCAGCCGCGUUCCGCGUUCACCCGCGUCACCCAGUUCCGUUGUUCUUUCGCGCUCAUAAUUAUGUCGUCAUGUAUUUUCGCGUGCGCUCUGUCUUAUCCGCGCCCGCAUUCCGUUUGCUAGCAAACGCGCGCCGUCCUGUCUUCCGUCCGUGUCGUAUGUCUUAGUCUGCGUUUUUCCCUGCGUUUUGCGAGCGCCUUGCGCGCUCACGCGCCGUGCGUUUCAGGCGCUUCGUUCUUCUCUGCGAGCGACAUAUUUUCCCAUCUGUGACGAACUCGAACCGGCCUUCCUUGGCAAGGCAGUGCCUGCGCAGCCUUCCGGGCAAAGCACUAGAUCCGCUACAUACGUAAUUGACGACUCAAGUCAAAAAUGGGCAAACCAUUUCACGAACGACGAAAUGAUAAAGGGAAAAAAUUAUCUUGGAUGUACCGAAGAAAGGCAAAAUUGAAAAGAACCAAUAAAAAGUCUGAAAGAAAUGUGAUUGAUCCUGCAGAUGCCAAUGGUCAGAAUUCCCGAAUAAUAGUGCGGAAUUUACCUUUUAAGGCAACAGAGGAAGAUAUAAGAAAAUUUUAUGAGCCAUUUGGUGAAAUCAGAGAAAUAAAUCUUCUAAAGCAUUCAGAUGGAAAUCUAGUUGGAUGUGGUUUUGUUCACUUUAAACAUGUGGCAGAUGCUUCAAAGGCAAUAUUUAAUACCAGCCAAAAAGAGUUUCUUGGAAGAAAGAUAAAAUGCGAUUGGGCUAUAUCAAAAUCCAAGUUUUGUGAGAAACUUGAGAAAGAUUUUGCUAAAGAUCAAGAAAUUAACAAAAAUGAAACACAACUUUCUCAAGAUGCUCAGGAAGAAAGUAAUGAUGAUAGUACACAAAAAAAGAUUACAAAAGAGAAAGAUAUUUAAAAACAAAAGAGGAGAAAAUUUCAAAAAAUGAAGAAACAGAAAAAACGAGCUAGGAUUGUAAUAAGAAAUUUAGCUUUUCAGGUUACAGAAGAUCAUUUGAAGAAACAUUUUUCCCAAUAUGGUGAAAUAGAGGAAAUAAAAAUUUUAACUGAGCCCAAUGGCAAAUCGACUGGAGUUGCAUUCUUGCAAUUUAAUAUUGUACAAAGUGCUGCAAAGGCUAUACAUUAUGCAAAUAUGCAACCUCUCUUAAAAAGAGCUAUGAUAGUCGAUUGGGCUAUUCCUAAAAUGAAAUAUUCUAAAGAUUCUCUCAAAAAUGUGAAAUCUGAAAUCAAGACUGAACCUAUUGAUAAAGAUGAAGUAAAUGACAUUUCGGAAAUGAAAGUUCAUGACAGUACAAAUGAAGUUAUUGAUUCGGAUUCUGAAUCAGAUAGAAAAGUUGAUGGAAGUAUAAAAGAGGAAAACGAAUUUGAUGAAGAGGAAAUAGAAAUACAUGAAAUAGAGGAUACUAAUAAAAAUGAAAGCGAUAACAAUGAUAAUAAUGACGAUAAUGUUGAUGAUGAUAAUCAUGAAGAUGAUGAUGACAUUAAUGAUGAGAUAGAUAAAUCUAUUAUUAAGGAGGAAAACAACAGUAAAGAGGAAGAAAAUUCUGAUGCAGAACGUCCAAAACGGAUAUCUAAUGAUGUUAGUGAAGGAAAAACAAUUUUUCUAAAGAAUGUACCAUUUUCUGUUAAGAAUGAUGAACUUAAAAGAUACAUGGAGCAAUUUGGACCCGUCUAUUAUGCUCUUGUAUGCAUCGAUCCUUUGACUGAAUAUUCUAGAGGCACUGCGUUUGUUAAAUUUCAACAUAUUGAGGAUGCCGAAAAGUGUUUGUCAGCCGGAACUGAAUUACGUUUACGUGAUCAAAUAAUCGAAGCCCAUAAAGCGUUACACAGAAAAGAAGUUGAAGAUAAAAAAAAUAUAAAAGAUAAAAAGAUUAAAGAUUCCAGAAAUUUGUAUCUUAUUAAAGAAGGAGUUGUGCUGGCCAAAAGUCCAGCCGCGGCGGAAGUAUCAGUAUCUGAUAUGGAAAAACGUCUGAAAUUAGAGCAAUGGAAAUCACAAAUGUUACGUAACUUAAAUAUGUUUGUCUCAAGAGUGCGGCUAGUUGUCCACAAUUUACCUCCCAAUUUUGAUGAUACUAAACUUAGACAAUUGUUUAAAAAUCAUAGUAGUCCUAAAGCUAUAAUUAAAGAGGCGCGAGUUAUGCGUGAUUUAAAAAAUGUUGAUGCGACCGGGAAAGGAAAGUCAAAAGAGUAUGGUUUCGUUACAUUUACUACUCAUGAAGACGCGCUUAGAGCUUUGAGAAGUUUGAAUAACAAUCCAAAUAUAUUUUCCAAAAAUAGAAGGCCUAUAAUCGGAUUUUCGAUAGAAAAUCGUGUCAUGGUAAAUGCAAAGGCAAGAAGACUUCAGAAGAGUCGUGAGAAUAAUCCUUUGUGUUCUGAAAAUAAAAACAAGAGAAAAAAUGAGGACACCGAGAAAGAAAUUUCAGCUAAACGAGUUAAAAUCAGAAAAUUAAAUGAUUCAGAUGAAAAACCAUAUACCGGUAUUACCAGCAAAUUAGGUCAGGAUAAAUUAAGAUCAAAAUUCAAACUAAAGACACAAGCCGAGUUGCAUAUGCGAGCUAUAAAGAAACAAAAGAAAUUGAAUAAAACAACCAAACAAUUAAAUAUUGUGGAAAAAGAAAAAAUAAAGAAGAAACAAGACAAUAAAACAAUGAAACAAACGAAGAAAUUUGACGCAGAUGAUACAAACUUUAAUAAGCUUCUAAAUAAUUAUAGAAAUAAGUUGAAAGGAAUUGAUUUGAAAAAAUCGAAAUGGUAUGAAAGCUCAAAUGGAUCUUAAUGUAUUAAAACUAAAACAAAACAAAAAAAUUAUUUUUAUUAUUGCAGUAAUAUUUACAUGAAUAAUUGAUUUUUUAAAUAUAAUAGGAUGGAUCAUAUAAAAUAUUAUAACAAUUUUUAAUAUAAUUUUAUAAUAGGCUUUUGUAAAGCAUUAAUUAAUGUACCCAAAAAUAAAAUUAUAAAUUGAAAAAUUUAA
Pogonomyrmex barbatus (red harvester ant) is the source of this 3014-nucleotide messenger RNA. RefSeq names its product RNA-binding protein 28. NCBI's taxonomy places the organism in Eukaryota, Metazoa, Arthropoda, Insecta, Hymenoptera, Formicidae. The record is from RefSeq and is a predicted model, not a curated record. Gene Ontology annotation, cellular component: nucleolus. Gene Ontology annotation, molecular function: mRNA binding.